Molecule: messenger RNA, 453 nt
Organism: Sparassis crispa
Lineage: Eukaryota; Fungi; Basidiomycota; Agaricomycetes; Polyporales; Sparassidaceae
Exons: 2
Coding region: 1-453 (150 amino acids)
Source: RefSeq, a predicted model, not a curated record
AUGAACCUCCCACUUCCGAAAUCUCCCUCAUCACAUUCCAUACCCCCGCCCUCAUCCCCUUCGUUCCACGUUUCAGUCGCCGAUGCGCAAACUAUCCCCGGGUAUCCCUUCCCGUCUCCAUGGCCCCUAUCACUAUCCUCCACGUUCAUUAUGGUCACCGUACAUCGGUACUCGACGUCGGCACUCAAUUUUACGGCCCCCCUCCUUCACGGAAUUCGACCUGGGGUCAUCGAUCUCAACAAUCUACCUGCGACCACUCCAGUCGUACAACCUGCCACCCUCGCAGUCUUCUGCAAUGCUUAUCUCCGUGUGGUCCACAAGUCGGGUACACACGGAUGGCGGUUGCUACGCAACAUCAAGGUCUUCCCAGCUCAUGCUAAUAAUUUCCCCACGUGGACGAUGCACCGAAUGUACCCUGCCCGGACGGUCGAUCAGCAGACCGUUGACGAUUGA